Molecule: messenger RNA, 2665 nt
Organism: Linum trigynum
Lineage: Eukaryota; Viridiplantae; Streptophyta; Magnoliopsida; Malpighiales; Linaceae
Source: the annotation of a GenBank genome assembly
CAGGUUGGAACUUCUCUCUAAAACUAUACUCCACUUCUCUCUCUAGAAACACUGUUCUAACUUGGGCGUCGGAGUGCUGACGAGCCCCAAAUAAGGGGUUCGGUGCACGCCUUCGUGUGCAGGAACGAGGCGGAAGAUCGGAACGUGAUUCAGGGAGAGAGGCGUAUCGUCCAGCAGAGAGCUUCGGGUUACGUGGCAUAAACAUUGACUUAACGAUAUAGUAUGUUUGUUUAACGUUAUAAUUGAAAAUUUACAUGUAAACUCUUAGGUAUAAUGAUGUUAAAUGUACGAGGCGAGUAUUGCCUAUGUGUACCCGAAAUCCACAGGUAUUUGGAAGGGUUUGCAAAACCUUUCCCACAUAGGUAUGAGUAUGCGUAUGGAACGAGUAUUAGUUUGAAUAUUUGAAGGUGGAGAUUGGGAUGGGAAUGGGGAUAAUUUAGAGUGUUCCUAUUCGUCGCCCUAAAUAUUUAAAUUCUAUCGCCCUAAAACAUAGGUAAUUACAUAAAUGUCCUUCAUUUAAUUUUAUGGUUCAACCAUCCUAGAGUUAAGAACCCAACCCAUUUGAACUCUUUCUGAAACAAAAAAAGAACACAAAUAUCAGCCCAAAAACUAGAACAAAACACUAACACCACAAAAAUCAUUCACAAUCUUCUACAUUGGUAAAUUUUUGUUGGAUUCCGGCGAGUUUGUCGGAGGUAGAGGCAUCAUUAUUUUCCGGUCGCCAUAGCAUGCAGGCGCUUGGACUGAAGGUUUGAUUUCGUUUUCAUUUUUUUCCAGAAAAAUGGGUCGAGCAUGUUGAAAACUUGCCCCGACCGCUGUCCAAACAUGUUGAAAAUCUGUCUCGGCCAUGGAGCGGACGUGCUGCCAACCCACCCCUCCCACCCGUCAGGCAUCCGCGCAGCAUGUUUGGAACCGUGGCGAAGCGGGUUUUCAACAUGUUCGCCUUGCGGUCCGGACACGUUUUCAACAUGCUCGGCCUAAGGUUCUGUCAUGUUCUCGACAUGUCCGUCCAUUGGUCUAGUCCUGUUUUGAACAUGCUCGAACAAAUUUUGUGAUGUUAUGGACAUUUUUUAAUGAAAAUUCACAUAAAUUAUAGUAAUUAUGUUACACUCGUUGUGUAUUGUGUUUAUUAGGAAGGAGGAUAAAAAUCUUGUGCCACCAUCAUUAACCAACAAGGAAAUUAUUAUGGGUGAUUCGGUAAGUACUCGAUUUAUUUGUUGUUUUUCACUGGUCCCUUGAAAUAUCUCUAAACGCACUGGAUUCAACCGUUUCUCGAUUUGAAGUCAAUGAGCGAAGAAAGCAUGAAUAGUGUCAAAGCUUUAAUCAAAGUUUCGAGUGCCUUGGGUGUUAAAACCAGGAAUUUCUUCAAACUAACAUGAGUCUUUCGAUGUUGUGAACGAUUGUUGUUAGUGGAGGUUCGAAUGAUUUGGCCUCUAAGAUGAGGUUGUAAUAAGAUUGGUCAAAUUAACAUAAAGGUUAGUAGUUAUUACAUGAAUGAUACCUCGCAUGCAUGUACACCCACUAAUAAUGCCAAAGCUUUGAUUAGAACUAAGAUUCAUAAAUUAUUGUUGAAUUGGAAUGCGAUUAUUUUGUAAGCAUUUUAAAUUUGGAAUAGUUAUUUUCAUACCCAUAAGAGACCGACUACGUGGAUUUACAAUUAUCAUUAGUUUUAUUUAUGAUUCAAUCAUAAAUUAAUGAAAACAUUUUUAAAUAUAACAACUAAUAAGUACAACAAACUAUUUAUGGUAAUUAACCAUAUUAAUAAUUCACAUACUAAUCAAUAAUAACUCAUGUAAUCGUAGUUCUAAUCACAAAUUCUUUUGCAUACAAAUAAAUCACACAAUUUUUUUAUUUUGAAUAUCUGAAUCACAAACACUAAACCAUAGAUCACGAAUUCUAAUUUGUAAAUUACAUGUAUAUUCACAUAAUUUUUUUAAAAGACUGGUCUGACCAAUGAGCGAACCAGAGCGGGGCGGUCAUAUUUCUACCCGAACUAGAGCGGGACAGAUCGGAUAUAGGUCUUGACCAGGUCGGGGCGGGUUGAAAACCCGGCUGGACCCGUGGCGGGGCGGAUACCCUACUUGCCUCGCCCUGCCUCUAGGUGGGUAACCUACCCGCUUCUCCUCCGACCUCCGCGUAAACCCUACCCGCUCGACCAGCAAUGAGGCGGGUUGAAAACCCGUCGCCGGCGGGCUGAGACAGGUCGACACCACGUCUGCAGCCUGCCGGCGACGGGUUUUCAGCCCGCCUCGUUGCCGGCAUCAGAAAUAAAAAAAAGAAUCCGAAGGAGCAACUUUCACCACAGAUCUGGCUAGGAGGAAUGACGAUGACGGUGCGGCUUCAGGCGGCUUCUUCUGGGAUGCUACCGACAGUGAGUCUCGUGGUUGGCGGUGGGCUUCUUCUUCCUCCUCCGACGGGGAGAGUCUCGUGGCUGACGGCGUCGUGGGAUGGGAGGGGAGGGGAAGAGCGAACAGGUGGCUGGCGGGAAGGGAAGCCUCUUUGCUGGUGGCGCCAUGGCGGGGGAAGGGUGGCUGGUGGCGGGGUAGAAGGGCGUUGGAGAUGGGAGACGAUACAGGAGAGGGGAAGGGGAUGGGCUGGUGGGUUGGACUUGGGUGGAUGGGUUUAGGUUUAGUUGAGGGUAAAAGUGUCUAUUUGGAUAGUUUAG